This is a messenger RNA of Saccharomyces paradoxus, 957 nucleotides long. It is a transcript of the gene CSM3, whose product is annotated as Csm3p. Bases 1 to 957 code for a protein of 318 amino acids. The record is from RefSeq and is a predicted model, not a curated record. Gene Ontology annotation, molecular function: DNA binding. Lineage: Eukaryota; Fungi; Ascomycota; Saccharomycetes; Saccharomycetales; Saccharomycetaceae. The transcript has a single exon. Gene Ontology annotation, biological process: replication fork processing; replication fork arrest; DNA replication checkpoint signaling. Gene Ontology annotation, cellular component: replication fork protection complex; nucleus.
AUGGACCAGGAAUCUGAUAGUUUGUUACUAGAUUUCAAUGGCUCCGGUGGUGCCCAAAAAGACCCAACCAUACCGAAUGGCUUGGAUGGUUCAGUGGUUGAUCCUACCAUAGCGGACCCAACUGCAAUUGUAACUAAAAAGAGAAGGCCUCAAGUAAAAUUAACAGCCGAAAAACUACUCAGUGAUAAAGGUUUACCGUAUGUUCUGAAAAAUGCACAUAAAAGGAUACGAAUCUCCUCAAAAAAAAACUCUUAUGAUAAUUUAUCAAAUAUUAUUCAGUUUUAUCAGCUUUGGGCACAUGAAUUGUUUCCCAAGGCAAAAUUCAAGGAUUUUAUGAAGAUUUGUCAGACAGUAGGUAAAACAGAUCCAGUUCUGAGAGAAUAUAGAGUUAGUCUUUUCAGAGAUGAGAUGGGCAUGAGCUUCGAUGUUGGCACACAGGAGGCUGGACAAGACUUGGAAGCACAAUCGCUUAUGGUUGAAGAACAUGCUACUGCCAUGGGGGCGGGGCCUAUUGCUGCAGAUAGUUUCAGCGCACAAGACAAAAGAGACGUAAAUGGACAUGAUCAUGAUAAUGACGAAGAUGAUGAAAUCUAUCACCUUUCUUCCAACAACAGAAGAAGACGAGUUUUGGACGAACGAGGGAAUAAUGCAACAGUAGCACACAAUGUUGUACCGCCUAAGGAAGAUGUGGAUACAUUACUAAAAAAGUUUAAGUUACAAGGGCCCUCUGGCUUUACUGAAGACGAGAAGAAGCUUUUAUUAGGAUGGCUAGACGCGCAUCGUAGUAUGGAAAAAGAUUAUAUGACUGAAGAAGACGUUCAGCUGGUACAAAACCUGGAAGAAUGGGAAAUGAACGAUAUAGAAAGACAGGAGAGUCAUUAUGAUUUUUUGCCAAGAGAAGACGAAUUUGGUGUAGAUCAAGAUGAGUUAGAUGCUAUGAAGGAAAUGGGCUUUUAA